Gregarina niphandrodes is the source of this 2697-nucleotide messenger RNA. RefSeq lists its product as hypothetical. The record is from RefSeq and is a predicted model, not a curated record. Gene Ontology annotation, molecular function: protein binding. The transcript is spliced from 2 exons. NCBI's taxonomy places the organism in Eukaryota, Apicomplexa, Conoidasida, Eugregarinorida, Gregarinidae. Bases 1 to 2697 code for a protein of 898 amino acids.
AUGCUGAGUCCAGACGAGCUUAGGGUGUUAGAAUCAUACGACGUUUACACUGAAUCAUUGGACAAUGAAAGGAAGCUAAUUUCAGGUUUCUUACCAGCAAACCAUCCCAAUGUCGAGCCGUUCUUGUGGUUCAUCGGGUUGAUGAAAUGCUACGCUCACGGAACGCCGAAGGGGGAGAAUCUCUGGCUCCUUUAUCCGAGGGGAAAUCGCGCUACUCAUUCGUGCGCUCCCAAUGCAAUUUAUAGGAAUGACAAUGGAGACCUGCUUUACAUCGCAAUAAGGGAUAUCCAGACUUCUGAGCCGAUUACAAUUAGCUAUAUUGGCUGCUUGUACGGGUCCACUAUUUCGCGUCAGGAGAGACUGUUACUACUCAAAAUGCUUUCGUGUUCCUGUUCCAAGUGCACGGCUCCCAUUGAUAAGGCAAGAAGGAUUUGGUGUCCCCACUGCAGAACCAAAGAAGAGGACGGUGGCACCCCGGCCUUCGCUGUUUAUUGCGGUCAAAGCAAGGAUGUCAACCUCCCUCAGAUUGAGGCAAUCAGAAACUUGAAUAAGACAGCGGAAACCGAUGGAUGGUGGAUGUGUACGAAGUGCAAGUUGCCUUUGGCGGAUGCGGUGAUGCCGCUACAGAUGGAAGAGACGUUGAAUUCUUUGUAUGAGAAUUUGUCCAAGUCAAUGGGUCUGGAGGAGCAGAAUAAGUGGAUGCAAUAUUUGACGUAUUUGUAUCGGACCACAUUAAUGGUACUGGGCCCCAUGCACUGGCUGGUUGGUGGGUGCUACUUUUUGUUUAGCAAGUUUUACGCGAGUGCCUGGAAAUCAGCGAUGGCAACCAGCGGCAGCAGCCCGGCUGACGCUAAGACAUAUGGUGAUCUAUGUGUGUCUAACGGCAUCAAGUACUUGGAUUUUAUCGAGGCCAUAUUCCCAGACGACAAUGCCAUUUUAUACACGGACGGCGCACCUUGGGCGACAGUUUUAAUGCGCAUUUCUCUAGAGGCAUGUGAAUGGUCGCAAUUUUCGCAACUUGCGGGUCGCUACGUACAAAAGUGUAAUGUAGUCUACGGAGUCGCCGACCCUAUGAUGCAGGUCUUUUAUCAGGCCGUUGUCACCAUGCACCGUCUUGGCCCGUCCAACCCGACAUUACCCAGCGCAAUUCGCGGCCUGCUCGACAACUACAAGAACUCCUCCGCCCAGAACGGAACGACAGUGGAACCUGACGAGGUCACUAGAAGCACAACCCAUCUCGAGAAGAACUUUAACCCUCUCAUCAAGCCCUGGCUUCGCAGAACCCACGUUGCGCCCGGACUACAAACAGAACUACAUAAAAUCUCUGAAACCAGAAAGAGAGCUCUUGCCGCCGUCUUCGGCAACCCCGCUGCCCCUCCCGCCGCGCCCGCUGUACACAACACCCUCCCCAGUCUCCCCCUUCUCCCAGCCUCCCCCUUCCCCUCACUUGUGUGUCUUUCGCAGAUGACCGGUAUGGCUCCCUCAAGUGUACGUCCCCCGGCCGCCACAGCUACUAUACGGCCCACGGUCGCAGAGUAUUUGAGUCCUCAAUACUUGGGCAGUGCCCCGCUCAAGUCUCCUACUUUCGGCUCGCCUGCUCAGUCGACUCAAUCGGGCGCCUACAUCACGUCUGACCCAACGGCGUCGGUGCCGUCCUACGUAGUCACGCGGCAGGGAGUCGCUACGCAGCCGGUGGUCCGGGCCGCCUCGCCAGGUCUCUACUCCCCUGCAGGUGUCUACUCCCCGAAUCAAACUCCAGGGGUAAGCUCCCCGGUGUUUUCGCCUGCAGUGCCGCCCCACCGGACCAGUCCCAACCGUGUCGGGCGUCGAAGUCCGGGUCGAACGAGUGCGCCUUCGCAGCCCCCGUGGCAGUCGACAGCAACGCGUUCAGGCGAGGCCACGGCGCGUGUCGUUUCACACGCUCGCGCCCUAGGCGCAGGUUCGAGGCACUCGCGCGGCACGGGGUCUCACGGCGCCGUGUCGCUGCCUGGCGCCUCCUCCUCCUCCACAACCACGCCGCCGCUCUUGCCGGGCAACACACGACUCGCUGACAUGCAUGGUUCCCGGGACGCGGGGUACAACGCUCCGGGCGCGAAGAGUGGGUACCCAGGUGUGAAGAGCGGAGCCGAAUCCCCGGGUGGUCGGGCAGAGAAACCGUUGUUGUCGACGACAUACCUGUCGGUUGCGCAGUUGAGUUCGGAGUACCCGAGUCGCGCGAAGCUUUCGACCAAGACGGUGCAGCGGCGCGAAGUGCAGCGAGAAGCAUUGAUCGGUGGCGGUUACCGGACCUACAACGACACGGUAGACGAGCGGCGAGGGCGACGUGCACGGCGGAAACAUCGCUCCCCUAGCCGACACCGCUCCCACUCCAGUUCCUCGCCCGCACCCUUCUCGGUGGAGUGCGCCAUACACGGCACGAGAAACGGCGCCGCUCGCAGCGGCUCCGGUCUGUCGCCGCACACCGGACGACCGUCCACACGUGCUGGUCAUCGUGUCGACUCCUCGAGACGCACACGAUCCCACCGACGCCGCAUCGAUUCCGAUAGCGACACCGAUGCAGACAUCGUCGCGUCACUCGUCAAAGCGGAACUCGACGAACUACGUGCUUCUGUCAACUCAUCCCAAGACCCCCGACUCGCCGACCCCAAACUCGUCGACCAGAUCACCAACAAAGUCCUCGGCCGCCUGCGCGCCUAA